AUGGCUCACGCCUCGCCCCUGACCCAGGCUCAGCCGGCUGGCCCAGAGGCCGUGGAGACGGUGCCCCCGGCCGUGGACCUGGUGCUGGGUGCCUCGGCCUGCUGCCUGGCCUGCGUGUUCACCAACCCCCUGGAGGUGGUGAAGACGCGGCUGCAGCUGCAGGGGGAGCUGCAAGCCCGGGGCACCUACCCGCGGCCCUACCGGGGUCUCAUGGCCUCUGUGGCUGCUGUGGCCCGGGCUGAUGGGCUGAGGGGCCUGCAGAAGGGGCUGGCCGCCGGCCUCCUCUACCAGGGCCUCAUGAACGGUGUCCGCUUCUACUGCUACGGCCUGGCAGGCCAAGCUGGCCUCACCCAGCAGCCAGGUGGCAUCGUGGUCGCUGGCGCCGUGGCUGGGGCACUGGGAGCCUUCGUGGGGAGCCCUGCCUACCUGGUCAAGACACAGCUGCAGGCGCAGACGGUGGCUGCGAUGGCAGUGGGGCAUCAGCACCAGCACCAGAGUGUCCUGGGUGCCUUGGAGACCAUCUGGCGGCAGCAGGGCCUGCUGGGGCUGUGGCGGGGCGUGGGGGGGGCUGUGCCCCGAGUGAUGGUGGGCUCGGCCGCCCAGCUGGCCACCUUUGCCUCCGCCAAGGCCUGGGUGCAGGAGCAGCAGUGGCUCCCAGAGGACAGCUGGCUGGUGGCCCUGGCUGGAGGCAUGAUCAGCAGCGUAGCGGUGGCUGCUGUUAUGACCCCCUUGGACGUGGUCAGCACGCGGCUGUACAAUCAGCCUGUGGAUGGAGCUGGCAGGGGCCAGCUCUAUGGUGGCCUCGCGGAUUGCCUGGUGAAGAUCUGUCAACAGGAGGGACCCUUGGCGCUCUACAAGGGCCUGGGCCCUGCCUAUCUGCGCCUGGGUCCCCACACCAUCCUCAGCAUGCUCUUCUGGGAUGAGCUGCGGAAACUGGCCCGGCGGGGGGCCCAACACCAGGGCACCUAGGCCUUGUCCCUCACCCCACAGCCUGGCACAGUUUGGCACUUGGCCAGAAGUGAUGUCCUUCCUCCAUGAGACCGGCCAUCCCAGAGUAGACCACAGGCCUGGCCCUGCCACAGGUGGGGGCAGCGUGUGGACAACAGUGGCCAACCCAGCCCACCCUGAGCAUCCACUCAGAGUGGCCCCUGUCCUUCUCUCUGAGUCCUGGCUGAAUGACCUGGGUGAGCAGCACCGAGCCGAGGGACCGAACUGUCUCGGCCCCUGGGUCCCCAACAGCAGUGAAUCCAGCGAACCCUCCUUCACUUCUGCGGCUGAGACUGGUGUGGGGACGCCGCAGGGCUGUUCACUAGGGCUGCCCUGAAGGGGCCACGGACUCAGGGGCUUGAAGUGGGAAAUCGUUUUCUCCCACCUGGAGGCCUGAAGGCUGAGAUCACAGGGCCGCAGCUUGGUCCUCCUUCCUCUCCACGCUGGGGCCGGAGCCCAGGGCCUCACUGCACCACGUCCCAGCCCAGGGCUGGGUUCUCCUGACCUCUCCCCCUGGCUAGCAGCCAACUGCCAUCUCCCUGGGUCCCGCAAAGGUGUCCCCUGGUGUAACUGUGUCCUAAUGUCCUCUUACCAGGACUCAGGUCACAUUGCUUUCGGGCCCACUCCAGUGACCUCACCUUUACUAGAGGAUGAUUAUCCCUGUCUGCACCGCAGGCCCAUCCCAAGGUCCUGGGGGUGGGACCUCAGAGUAUGCAUGGGGCCAGGGGACAGGGAUGUGAUUCAGCCUAGACCUCACCUGAGGUCUAGGUCUCGCUGAGACCCCGCAAUUGCACAUGUUCGGAUGAUUCCGAAAGGAGGUUCAGGGAGCCCGUGGUUCAGACCAGGAGGCUGAGGCCAGGAAAGGGAUGGCUGCCCAGGUGAGUGGCGGGCACAGCCAGGGACAGGGCCAACAGCAGGCCCUGGCCCUUCCUCCAGCGGCAGCCACACUCCUGCCACAGGCCUGAACUGACCUUGGUAUUGCCAAGGGAACCAGCUCCCUGGCCGGCAGGACUGGCCUGGUGGGUGCAGCCUCCCCUGCCACACCCUGGGUGUGAAGAGCGGGCCCUGGAGGCAGCCCC
Molecule: messenger RNA, 2066 nt
Organism: Marmota flaviventris (yellow-bellied marmot)
Lineage: Eukaryota; Metazoa; Chordata; Mammalia; Rodentia; Sciuridae
Gene: Slc25a34
Product: solute carrier family 25 member 34
Source: RefSeq, a predicted model, not a curated record